Heterotrigona itama is the source of this 2477-nucleotide messenger RNA. The record is from the annotation of a GenBank genome assembly. NCBI's taxonomy places the organism in Eukaryota, Metazoa, Arthropoda, Insecta, Hymenoptera, Apidae.
AUGUGGUACUUGAUCGAUCAAGAAGGUGUUUUAUAUUUUCAUUCAAAAUAAAGUAAUCAUCGAUGACAAUGUCAUUUAUUUCUUUUUAAUUUUAGGUCAUUACGUGUAUCUAAAACCAAGCCAAGAAACAGUAAUCGGCAGAAAGAAAGGUGGCAUUAUUUUAUCGAAUGAUAGAUCAAUUAGCAAGGAACAUGCUUUAAUCAGCGUCACACAAUUAAGCGAAAUAAAGAGUAACGAACCCACAUCUACGUGUCAAUUAAAAGAUUUAAAGUCGAAAUAUGGCACUUUUAUUAUUCGCGAGGAAGAAAUAAUUCAAAUAACUGAAACUGAAUAUAACUUGAAGCAUCAAGAUAAAAUAAGAUUCGGUUUACAGCAUCAUAUAUUUAAGGUAAUGAAUACAUGUAUAAUAACAAUAACGUCCAAUUUACACAACGAAGAAGUAGAAACGCUCAAAAAUUUGAUGGAAGAAAUCGACGGUGUGAUUAUCGAUGACAACACUUGGAGAAGGGCAUCUACUUAUUUAACAGUAGGGAAAGCUGUUUUAACGCUAAAGCUCGCUUGUGCCAUGGCAUCUGCCUUGCCAAUAGUAACUAUGAAGUAUUGGGAUGAAGUUAAAUUUGCAGUAAAAAAUGGCCAACCGCUUCCAGACCCGAAUAACUUUUGAAAAUGUUAUUAAAUAUCGUUAAUAAGGAACAUAUUUCAGGUGGAGAAUCAAAAUUAUUUUACAGAGCAGGUUUAAUAACUGCAGAACUUUGUGCCCGCAAUAUAAUUGCGUUGCAGUAUCCAGACAGUAGCAUGACACAAUCCGCCGACAUUAUUUUUUCCGAGUAUAACUUGAUAAAAAAUGCACUUCAAACAAAUGAUCGUAGAAUGAUAUCAGAAGCUGAGAUUCCUCUUGCAAUAUUACAUUGUUCGACGGAAAAAUAUUGCAAUCCAAUGUAUAAAUUCGCGAAACUCUUAAAAAGACGAAAACCAAAGUGUGACUCGUCUGAAAUUUCAAAUCUUGAUACGCAAAAUCUGACAUCCAAUGUAGACUAUAACAUUCCGGUAUCUAUGAAUAUAAAACAACGUCGUAUUAUUCCUGAAACGUCGAAUAUCAAUAGUCAAGAAUCACUACAAAGUGUAGAUUUUGUUGUCGCACAAGCUAAGGAAAAGGAAAAUUACGACAAGUUGCGCAAUUGUGAUCACACGAGCAUGAAACAACAUAUCAUUCCUGAGACAUUGAACAUCAAUAGUCAAGAUUCAUUACAAAGUGUAGAUUUUAUCGCCGCACAAGCUACGGAAAAGAAAAAUCGCGACAAGUCAGGAAAUUGCGACUAUACAAACAUAAAACAACAUGUUAUUCCCGAAACAUUGAAUACCAUUAAUAGCCAAAAGUCGGACGUACAAAAAUCAGAUAUAGAUUUUGUUGCGACACAACCUGCGAAAAAACAAAAGUCACAUUACAUCGAAGAAACUCCAGAAAAUGACGUUUCAGUUGCAAACGUUCAAAUUACGCAAUCUUCUAACAAAGACAACUCUACUUUUGAUAACGUAUCAUUACAAACCACACAAUACUCCAAUGAUAAUCAGAAUUUACAUAAUAAACACAAAAAUAUACAAGAUGAGGAACAAUUACAAAAACUAACAACUUUAAAUGGUAAUAAAACCGAACCGAGCAAAGUAAUCGAGCCAAAUGAAAAUAACAUUAGAAAUUCUAAUAAAGAUCUGACACACGAUGAUUCAGACGAUCUAACGAGUAAUUCAAGGGAUAAAAAUAGGGAAAAGCAAUCGACAACUUGCUCGAUUGACACUCGUAUAACUGCGGAAAAUUUGAAAGAAACAAUAGAAUCACACUCGAGUAUAUGUGAAAAUAGUACCGUAAGUGUUCCGUCAUCAAUUUACCAAAUAUACAACUUUUAUUUUAAAAUUUUAAGAAAGAAAGUUCUACCAUAACUAUGCAAUUUUUGUUCAAUUUUAGGAAGAAGGGAAGGAAAGAGAAAAUUUUGCAACUUCCACGGAGGAAAAUGAAUCAUCACUACUUCGAGUUAAUUGUAUUUAUAAAACGUUCAAAAAGGUAAAUUCUAAAAUAUCUUCGAGCAAUUGUCUGUCAAAGAUAAGGAACGAACUAUUAACAUAAUAUGUAUCUUUUGUUUUUAUAAUUUAGGCUAUCGCUACAACUCCUCGACAAAGGAUAAAUAUCGAUAAUAUGUACGUGUGGAACAAAUGGGAUUCACGAAAUAUGUAAUUUAUUUAUUUAUAUAUAAAAUGUGUGUGUCAAAAUAUAUGUAUAUGUAUAUAAUUGUAUGUAUAUAAGAAUUGUAACAACGUCGAAAUGAUAAUUAUUAGGUAUUGAUUAAUUUUAUUCGCAAGUAGUGGUGCAAGCUGUCCUGAUUUAGGCGAUUGUGACGCCAUCUGUUGAUAUAUCGGCGGUACUAAUUAAUUUCAAAUAUUCUUAUUUCUGCAUUUUCUGCAGUUCAAGUUGGGUACCAAAUUAA